UCUGGGGGAGCGGUUGGGAGCCGUCGGGGGCGGGGAGAGGUAAGGGCUGGGCCUCCCUCUCCUGGCUGGCCGGACUGGGGGUGUCCCUGUGAGGUGAAGGUGCGACGUCCGUGAGGAGAAGGGAAAGAGGAGGGGCCAACGGUCGAGAGGACCCUAGGCCCGAGGGCCUGCUGGGUGAGAGUUCGAGAAAGGAGAGAGUUACCGCAAGUGUGGAGGCAGGCGGGCGAGCGCGUAGCGGGGAUGGAGGGGAAGAUCAUCUCCUGUGAACCUCUUGGCCCGGAAAGGCCACUUCUUCAUUUAUAUUACAAACGAGGCUCCAAUUUAGGGCCGUAAGGGUCUGUAACGACGGAAAAAGCCGAGGGGUGGGGUGGCGUUACAAUCCGCUUGCCAGGCAGCAGAGCCUUGCUCUGACUUAGUAGGGUGUUUGGGUAGUGGUGAGGAACACGGCUUCGUUACACAGAGUUGAUGGAUUUAACAGAUACCGAGCCAGACACUGCCCAGGCCCGAAGGCGUGCUUCUUCGCAUUCCAGUGGAGAGGGCAGUCAGCAGAAGGGUAAAAUGCCACCGGAGUGACGUUGGGGGUGUGGGAGCAGGCAGGGACACCAGGGAAGGCAUCUAUCUCUGAGGGGUUCAGAGCCAGGCCCAUAGGAGGUGAGAAAAGAGUAACCUGGUCCCAGAGGGAGGGAGGGAGGAAGCUGAGAGGAGAGGGGAGUCGAGGUGGUGCUGGUGAUGAUGAUUGUGUAGUAUGGAUCUUUUAAACUCUGCUUUCCUGGCCACAGGGGAGAGGGGAGCAGUCAAAAAUGAGCCACUGCCUCAUUUUUUAACAGCUAAUUCCUGGCGGUGCCAUGGUUAAAGCACUCUGCCACUAACCGAAAGAUACAGUUUGAACCUGCCAGCUGCUUUGGGGGUAAAGGAUGUGACAAUCAGCUUUCCUGCCUUAGAGGGUUGCUUAGAGUUGGAAUUGAGUCCAUAGCAGUGGGUUUUACUGAGAUAAUAUUUACAUACCAGGAAUUACCCAUUAAAAGUGUACAGAUAGUGGUUUUUAGUAUAUUCACAGAGUUGUGCAACCAUCACGACAGUGCAUUUCACCGUAGCCCUUAUCCAGGGAGAGGCCUCUAUCUUACCUGGUGUACCCUGGUAGCAGAAACGUCCCAAGCAGAGGGCUUUAACAAAGAGAGAUUUGUUCUCACAGUUGAGGAGGCUAGAAGUACAAUUUCCGAGCACCAGUUCUGGGGAAGGUCAUUUCUCUGGGCCCUAGUUCUAAGAGGCUACCUGCAAGGACUGUGCAUCCAAGGGGUGCUCCACUGCCAACUCUCCUUUCUUGGUCUCUGCAAUCUCCCCUUGUUUGUUUAAUUUCUUUAAUGUCUCAAAACUGGUUGACUCAUCAUUGUACUGUGCUGCCCCGAUUAACAACCAAUUCUAUCUCAUUAGUUUCUUAGAGGUUCGGAUUUCCAACACGGGAUAAUUGUACCCCUUCACAAAAAUCAAGGUUCACAAAGAGAAGGUGUCUGCCAAGCAGGCAGCGGGCAACAUGGGGGAGCCAUGGGCCAUCCUGGACCGCUCCCCUGCCACCCUGGAGUUCUCCCGCCUGCACUUCCGGAAGUUUGUUUACCAGGAGACCGAGGGCCCCCAAGAGGCUGUGGCCCGACUACGGGAGCUGUGCCACCAGUGGCUGCGGCCCGAGGUGCAUUCCAAGGAGCAGAUGCUGGAGCUGCUGGUGCUGGAGCAGUUCCUGGACAUCCUGCCCAAGGAGGUCCGGGCCUGGGUGGUGGCUCACCAUCCUGAGAGCUGCCAUGAGGCGGCCUACCUAGUGGAGGGCCUGACUGAGGGCCUCGGGGAGCCAGUGGAGGCUGCCACCCCUAGGGCAGAGCGUGCUUUAGAAGGGCACGAGCAAAGGUGUUCUGGAAGAACUGGCAUCGGUGGAGAGUGGCUUGCCCAAGAGAACUCAAUUCCCGCAGGUCUAAGAGGUGGGCCACCGAGUGCCAUCCAAGACCCAGAACCCAGGGAGACUUGGGCACGCCCUGAGGCCCAACAGCCCUUGUUGGACAGUGUACAUUUGGAUCAGGGUAGACUCCAUGAGGAGACACCUGAAGAGGCUAGACCUGCCGCAGCUGAGCCACAGGAGCCCAGGCUGUUACCUGAACUAUCUCUGCACUCAAGGGACUGGAGCCUGCUGGACCCCGUAGAGGAGAACCUGAGGACCUACCAGAAGCUGCUGCUGUGCGAGUUUCAGCUUGCCCAGCCUGAUGGGGUCUCCAGGUCGGAAACAGAAGAACUUCAGUUGGUGGAGGGAGCAACAGCUGGAGCCAGUCCUUCAGGCACCAAGUGGGAGGAGGAAGAAGAGCCACAGAAGGUGCUGGAUGUCCAAGAGGGGCAGUCACGCCCCGUCGUCAUAGUCCACAGGCAGUCGGUCAUCCAGAAGCCAGUGCAGGGCAGGGGCAGAGCUGGGGAGCUGGGCAGAGCUAUGGCUGCAGACCCAGCCAGCCCACCCAUAGGACUGGGAAGAAAGCGGCCCCGCCCUGAGAAUCUAGGUCAGCAGACCCCCAACUAUGGCUCCAGAAUGAAUCAGCAGCAGCCAUGCCUUGUGAGGGAGAAGCCUGCUGCAGCUGGCAAUGGGACUCGGUCCCGGGGUGGGCAGGCCUGGGGUACGUCCACCUGGGGCUCCCCUGGGACUUCAGAGCCCGAGGGGGCCCAAGGGAAGCCCUACGUGUGCAGUGAGUGUGGGGAGGCCUUUGCGUGGAUCUCAUACUUUUUCGAGCACCACAGGAGACACACUGGCAGGCAGCGCUACGCAUGCCAAGGCUGCUGGAAGACCUUCCGCUUCAGUAUGGCGCUGGCUGAGCACCGGAAGACCCACGAGAAGGAGAAAGCCUUCAUGCUGCGGAGGGCCCUGACCACCCAACGGGCCACACACGGAGCCCAAGCUGCUGGAAGGUCUGGCAGGCUCCUGGAGGGCCUGCAGGGGGACACCGUCCCCUGUGCCAUCUGAGACAUGGAGAGCAAGCACCGUGGGUAAGAGCACUCUGCUGUAUGUCCCCUCAAGAAGGGUGCCUUCUCCUGGCUGGACAUCCUGAAUUGAAUGCUGUGGGGCUCCUUUGAAAUUUGUUUUUGGUUUCCUGUGGUGCGGGUGUGCGUGGAAAGCUGCUUAGUUUCUGAAGCACUUCCCCUGCCUGGCCCCCCCGAAGCCCCAGGCCUAGGCCUGAAGCAGAUGCUGUUGUCCUCAGUGGGAGCCUCCAGUUGUGAAAUGACCACAUUUGCUUCUGCAGCCGUUUUAGUGCCACCCAUGCAUUGGAACACUUGAUAUUGUGCAAAGCAUAGAGUUGCCUUCAGUUGUGUGUGCUCUGUCAUUUGUUCGUUCUUGACGCUAACUUUCCCUCGUUUCCUCCUGUUUGAGCUCCUCAGGGUCGCUGUUCAGGAAGCAAUCUUGCCAACUCUUUUGGCCUUGCCAUAGCUAUAGUGUGUCAAAUUGACUUCUGAAUCCUGAAACGCAGCAGCUGUUUCUUAUUUAAUUCGUUUGUCUUAAGCUGUGUGGAAUGGUUUAUAGAGAUCCUAAAAACACCAGAGCCUGGUAAGGCAGGGUUUUCAAACUGUGUCUCUCGGCCUGUUAGUGAACCGUGAAGUCAGCUUAGCAUUUCAAAGCAGUGAACGAGGACACAUCAGAAUGUAUAUUACACUGUCAACACAAGUAUUUUGUGAAACUUUCUGGCCAAAAAUCUAAAUAUGGGAACUGAAUUGCAAUAAAAAAUGCAUAUCUCACUGGAGGUUAUAAUCAAAAGUCUGAAACCACUAAUAAAGGUUGAGGAGCAGGAGCUAUUUCUGCAAGGACACAGGAAAGCAAAACUUCUGAGUUACAUAUUGUGAUUGUUUGACUUCUGCAUGUAAUCUCAGAUUACAGCACUGUUUCCAUUCUAUGUGAGUGUAAAGUUAAUUGCUCUUUAGACACAGAAGCUAGUGCCUCUUUUUGUCACUGUGUUUGAGUAAUUGAUCUCAGACAGUAAUAAAAGACAUAAUAAAGGAUGAGUUCCUCACUCUCA
Echinops telfairi (small Madagascar hedgehog) is the source of this 4034-nucleotide messenger RNA. RefSeq names its product zinc finger and SCAN domain containing 18 (gene ZSCAN18). The transcript has 7 exons. The coding region runs from base 1532 to 2989 and encodes 485 amino acids. The record is from RefSeq and is a predicted model, not a curated record. Lineage: Eukaryota; Metazoa; Chordata; Mammalia; Afrosoricida; Tenrecidae.